GUUCGCUUCCGGAUUGAGGAGUGUGUUUUGCAGUCACGUUGCCGGAGUCUAAUCUGAGUUUCCAGACAGUUUAAUGCAAGAGUCGGUGACAUUAAGUGAUGAGGUGUUGAUGGUGGAGGUGUAGAGCCCUUAACAAUGGCUCCUUAAUGAUUCUCAGAGAAGCACAGACAUGAAGAACAGAGGUGGCGGCUGGGUGGACGCUCGGCUCAGACAGAGAGUGGAGCAGUAUCUGGCGUCCAGCAGCAGUGAAUAUGUGGACCUUUCAGACAUGGCCAUGGAACUUCAAAGACUACACAGAAUGGAGUAUGGCAGAAGGAACAAGACGGCUUUCAGGAUUCAAGUAGAGAAAGUGUAUGUAGCCAUCAUGAAGGAGUCUGGGCUGGAUCAUCUGGAGAGCAAACAUUUGGCUAAGAGAGCCAAACACAGCCACAAUGACAAUGGUGAAGGCAGCAGCAGCUCAGAGGAGUCCUCCGACACUGAUGACCACGUUCUGGAGAACACUCCCACUAACCACAUGAACAGCUCUCUUACGUCUCUGUACCGGAAGGGAAACCCCGACUCCGCCACCGGCUCACCCCGGAGAGAUCAGCCUGCUGCCGGCAGUCCUGUCAGCACGGCCGCCCCCCCUCCCAGCGCAGGGACACUGGUCUCUACAGGAGGCUGGUUCAUCGAUAAAGGAAGAGGCCCAGAGAAGAGCAACAUCCUCAUCGACCUGUGUGACGAGGAGCCGGCUAACACUGCAACAAACCAGACAGACGUGUCGAUGCUGGAGCCGCAGAAAUCUCACAGGAAGUCUAAAAAACGGACCAAGACCUCCACUGAGACAACGGAGCCUCCAACCAUGAACAAGAAAGCGAAAUCAAAGUCACUGGAGCUGCAGUAUCCCACUCUGAAGUUUGAAGACGUAGGAGGAAACGAGGACACGUUAACGGAAGUGUGUAAGCUGCUGGUUCACAUGCGUCAUCCAGAGGUGUACCAACAUCUGGGAAUGGUUCCUCCGAGGGGCUUCCUCCUCCAUGGGCCUCCUGGCUGUGGGAAGACCCUGUUGGCCCAGGCUGUGGCUGGUGAGCUGGAGCUGCCCAUGCUGAAGGUGUCUGCUCCGGAGCUGGUGUCUGGAGUGUCGGGGGAGUCUGAACAGAAGCUCAGAGAGCUGUUUGACUUGGCUGUGAGCUCUGCCCCCUGUAUCCUGUUCAUAGAUGAGAUAGAUGCCAUCACCCCAAAGAGGGAGGUGGCCUCUAAAGACAUGGAGAGGAGGAUUGUGGCCCAGCUGCUGACCUGCAUGGACGACUUGAACAGCUUGACAGUGACAGCUCAGGUCCUGGUCAUCGGUGCCACUAACAGGCCGGACUCCCUGGACCCUGCUCUCCGCAGAGCUGGACGCUUUGACAGAGAGAUCUGCCUGGGUAUCCCUGAUGAAGCAGCUCGUCUCAGGAUCUUGAAGACGUUGUGUCGAAAGCUGAAGCUGCUGGAGGACUUUGACUACCAGCAGCUGGCCCGCCUCACCCCAGGCUAUGUGGGCGCUGACCUCAUGGCCUUGUGCCGCGAAGCCGUCAUGAAUGCUGUAAACAGGGUUCUGAUGAAAAUAAGAGGAGCUCCACAGAGCCAGAGCCAAAGCUCUACUGAAGAGCUGUUAACGAGCAGCGCUCAGACUGAGGCUGCUGGGACAGACGGAGACGUCGGAGAGCAACAGACAAAAGAUGUCAACCCUGCGCCUCAGGAAGAGUCAGGACAGAGUCUCCUGCAGCAGGGGGAGCUGUAUCACCUCCUGUACCUGCUGAAGAAUGCUGAGACCCUGUCAGGGGAAGAGCUGGCCGGCCUGUCCAUCCUCAUGUCAGACUUCCAGGCCUCUCUGGCCAGUGUGCAGCCCUCAGCCAAGAGGGAGGGCUUUGCCACCGUGCCUGAUGUCACCUGGGAGAAUGUGGGAGCCCUGCAGGACAUCAGAGAGGAGCUCACCAUGGCCAUACUGGCUCCAGUGCGCUCUCCAGAGCAGUUCAGAGCUCUGGGGCUCAGCGCUCCUGCUGGAGUGCUGCUGGCCGGACCUCCAGGAUGUGGGAAAACGCUGCUUGCCAAGGCAGUGGCCAAUGAGUCAGGCCUCAACUUCAUCUCUGUUAAGGGACCAGAGCUGCUCAACAUGUAUGUGGGAGAGAGCGAGCGAGCUGUCAGACAGGUCUUCCAGAGAGGACGCAACUCAGCUCCAUGUGUCAUCUUCUUUGAUGAGAUUGAUGCUCUGUGUCCUCGCCGCUCAGGCCACGAGUCAGGAGCUAGCGUGCGGGUGGUCAACCAGCUGCUCACAGAGAUGGACGGCUUGGAGACUCGACGGCAGGUCUUCAUCAUGGCUGCAACCAACAGACCAGACAUCAUUGACCCUGCCAUACUGAGGCCGGGUCGUCUAGAUAAAACCUUAUAUGUGGGUCUGCCGCCUCCAGCAGAUCGCCACGCCAUCCUGCUCACUGUUACUAAGGGGGGGACCAAACCUCAGCUGGAGCAGGAUGUCAGUCUGGAAGAGAUCGCCUUCGACGAGCGCUGCGACUGCUUCACUGGAGCUGACCUGACUGCGUUAGUGAGGGAAGCAUCUGUCAACGCCCUGAGGGCCCAUCUCAAGUCCCAGAGUUCUCCAGCUGCUUCCUCUGGUCACACGUGCUCCUCCAGCUCCGUCACCGACAUCAGAGUCAGCAAACACAACUUUGAGGAUGCCUUCAAGAGAGUUCGUCCAUCCGUGUCCAAAAAGGACCAGAGGAUGUACGAGCAGCUCAGAGAAUCCCUCAGCAGAUGACCGAGACCAGAACCACCAUCCACCAGUUUAUAGUCAUAUGUCAUGUAUUUAUACACAUUUUACUCUGGAUGAAUCACGGUGCUGCUUCUGCUUUUGUAAUAAAAGGUGAGAGUAGAAACAAA
Messenger RNA from Seriola dumerili (greater amberjack), 2895 nucleotides. It is a transcript of the gene nvl, whose product is annotated as nuclear VCP-like. Bases 170 to 2773 code for a protein of 867 amino acids. Gene Ontology annotation, biological process: ribosome biogenesis. Gene Ontology annotation, molecular function: RNA binding; ATP hydrolysis activity; ATP binding. The transcript has 25 exons. The record is from RefSeq and is a predicted model, not a curated record. Gene Ontology annotation, cellular component: nucleus. NCBI's taxonomy places the organism in Eukaryota, Metazoa, Chordata, Actinopteri, Carangiformes, Carangidae.